Zea mays is the source of this 916-nucleotide messenger RNA. RefSeq lists its product as uncharacterized. Bases 1 to 534 code for a protein of 177 amino acids. The record is from RefSeq and is a predicted model, not a curated record. The transcript has 4 exons. Lineage: Eukaryota; Viridiplantae; Streptophyta; Magnoliopsida; Poales; Poaceae.
AUGGACAAGAUGAGGUGUUCCCUGAGGAAUCUACAUGGGAACCCAAUUCUAAUAACAGUUCACAACUUGAUGUUGAGUGGUGCCAAUUGGGAUGAAGACUUAUGCAUGAUAAGUCUGGAGGAUGAGCACUACAAUGGACACAUUAAGGCCCACCCUAAGGAUGCUGAGUUCUUAAACAAGCCUAUAGAGAACUAUAAGGAGAUGAUGACUAUAUUUGGGACAGGAUUAGCAACUGGGAAGUAUGCUAUGGGUUCAAAUGAAGCUUUAGGAUCUCCGUGUGAGGGUGCUACUAGCUCUGUUAAGACUGAUUCACUUGAUGAGGACAAGAGUGGUAAGUCAGUUGAUGAUGGUGCCAAAAUGUGGGGUGAGGCAACAAAGGAUAUGAAAGAAGGUAGUAGUGGUGUAGGCAAUAAGAGGAAGAGGAGUGUUCUCAGUGAUGAGGACACUCUGAUGUUGUCUAAAAUGACAGAUGCUGUCAAGGAUGUGGCAGGUGCUAUUCGUGAGACCAAAGUGGAGCUAUGGCUUGGUACGUAGUACAUGUUGGCCGUCAAACUGGUGUCUACUCUUCCUGGGAAGCUUGCCAUGCUCAAGUAAAUGGUUUCAAAGGAGCUUGCUACAAAAGAUACAAUUCAAGAGAAGAAGCGAUGACAGCUUUCAAUGGUCACGACAAUGAGGACAAACAACAGGAAGUUCCAGUACUUCUUAGGAACAAAGCUAGUGCUAUUACAAUUAAAGAUGUAAUAAUAUUUGCAGGAGGUGUUGUAAUAUUAGUGCAAGCUUUAAUCAUUACAAUUUUAGUUUCCAAAUUGAUGUAAUAAUGGUUACAUUAGCUGUUUGAUCCCCUCUUGGUCUGUGGGGGUAACCUUACCGAUGUAUGCAAGAGGUGACUUUAACAACAUGCAUGCAGCCAACCAAA